Messenger RNA from Colletotrichum spaethianum, 321 nucleotides. RefSeq lists its product as uncharacterized. The transcript is spliced from 2 exons. Bases 1 to 321 code for a protein of 106 amino acids. The record is from RefSeq and is a predicted model, not a curated record. NCBI's taxonomy places the organism in Eukaryota, Fungi, Ascomycota, Sordariomycetes, Glomerellales, Glomerellaceae.
AUGCUUGAGAUGGAAGAUUGGGAAGUGGCUCCCGGCAGGCUUCGCGACGAGCGUGGCGCAUCACCCACUAUAUCUGAGGACAUAUCCUUCAACGUCAUCGUCAUCAAACCAGGCGAUUCGCACCAGUGGUCUGCGGAAGCAGACAAGGUUCGCAUAUGCUCCCUCGCGACAGGGAAGCUCAAAGUCAGACUCGAUAAUACGGAGCCAUUUUCAAUGGGACCGAACGGCAUGUUCAAGCUGAAGCCCAGCACUGCCUGUACCGUCGAGAAUCGACUAUACGUCGACGCAGUAGUACACGUCACGACGGUUUCGCAGUUUUAG